This is a messenger RNA of Calypte anna (Anna's hummingbird), 1749 nucleotides long. It is a transcript of the gene SNX27, whose product is annotated as sorting nexin 27. The record is from RefSeq and is a predicted model, not a curated record. Gene Ontology annotation, cellular component: early endosome. Gene Ontology annotation, molecular function: protein binding; phosphatidylinositol-3-phosphate binding. NCBI's taxonomy places the organism in Eukaryota, Metazoa, Chordata, Aves, Apodiformes, Trochilidae. Gene Ontology annotation, biological process: intracellular protein transport; signal transduction.
UGCUCGCCAAGAUGGCGGACGAGGAGGGCGAAGGGCUCCCGCGCUCGGCGGCCGCUCCGCACCGCAACGGCGGCGGGGAAGGGGCCCCGGCAGGACCGGGAGGCCCCCGCGUGGUCCGUAUCGUCAAAUCCGAAUCCGGUUACGGCUUCAACGUCCGCGGUCAAGUGAGCGAAGGCGGGCAGCUGCGGAGCAUCAACGGGGAGCUGUACGCCCCGCUGCAGCAUGUCAGCGCCGUGCUGGGCGGAGGGGCUGCGGACCGGGCCGGGGUGCGCAAAGGGGACCGCAUCCUGGAGGUGAAUGGGGUGAACGUGGAAGGAGCAACACACAAACAAGUGGUGGACCUGAUCCGGGCUGGAGAGAAGGAGCUGAUCCUGACAGUGCUGUCUGUGCCUCCCCACGAGGCCGACAACCUGGACCCCAGCGAUGACUCCCUGGGCCAGUCCUUCUAUGACUACACAGAAAAACAGGCAGUGCCCAUCUCCAUCCCCACCUACAAACACGUGGAGCAGAACGGAGAAAAGUUUGUGGUGUACAACGUUUACAUGGCUGGUCGGCAGCUCUGCUCCAAGCGGUACCGGGAAUUCGCCAUCCUGCACCAGAACCUCAAGAGGGAAUUUGCCAACUUCACCUUCCCCCGUCUCCCAGGGAAGUGGCCCUUUUCCCUUUCUGAGCAGCAGCUGGAUGCCCGGAGGCGAGGCCUGGAGGAAUACCUGGAGAAAGUGUGCUCCAUACGUGUCAUUGGGGAGAGUGAAAUCAUGCAGGAGUUCCUCUCGGAGUCAGAUGAGAAUUACAACGGGGUCUCAGACGUGGAGCUGCGCGUGGCGCUGCCGGACAUCACGACGGUGACGGUCAGGGUGAAGAAGAACAGCACGACAGACCAGGUGUACCAGGCCGUGGCUGCCAAGGUGGGGAUGGACAGUAUUACUGCCAACUACUUUGCCCUCUUUGAAGUGAUCAAUCACUCCUUUGUGCGCAAACUGGCGCCCAACGAGUUCCCCCACAAACUCUACGUGCAGAACUACACCUCAGCUGUGCCAGGAACCUGCCUGACCAUCCGGAAAUGGCUCUUCACCACGGAGGAGGAGGUUCUCCUCAAUGACAACGACCUGGCAGUCACCUACUUCUUCCAUCAGGCUGUUGAUGACGUCAAGAAAGGCUACAUCAAAGCAGAGGAGAAGUCCUACCAGUUACAGAAGCUGUGUGAGCAGAGGAAGAUGGUCAUGUAUUUAAACAUGUUAAGGACCUGCGAGGGCUACAACGAGAUCAUCUUCCCCCACUGCUCCUGUGACUCCCGGAGGAAGGGACAUGUCAUCACAGCCAUCAGCAUCAAGCACUUUAAACUCCACGCCUGCACCGAGGAGGGGCAGCUGGAGAACCAGGUAAUAGCAUUCCAAUGGGAGGAGAUGCAGCGAUGGGACACGGAUGAGGAGGGAAUGGCUUUUUGUUUCGAGUACGCACGAGGAGAGAAGAAACCCCGAUGGGUUAAAAUCUUCACCCCCUAUUUCAACUACAUGCACGAGUGCUUCGAGCGAGUGUUCUGCGAGCUCAAGUGGAGGAAGGAGGUGGAGGAGGAAGCAUCAGACAAGGAUAACCAGAACUGCAGUAAAGACAAUGUGUGCAGCAAGAACAUCUUUCAGAUGCUCAGAUCACAGCAGAGGGACGCGGCCACUUAGCCCCCCGGGCGUGGAAGAACGGAGCCCCCCCCUCUCCCCCCUCCCCCCCCAAAUCCCCUCACCCCCAAAUUAACAC